Molecule: messenger RNA, 957 nt
Organism: Mesorhabditis spiculigera
Lineage: Eukaryota; Metazoa; Nematoda; Chromadorea; Rhabditida; Rhabditidae
Source: the annotation of a GenBank genome assembly
AUGAAAUCGAUGAAUCUGCGCUUUGGCUGCUACGAGACGGGCUGGUGCGGCGAACGCAACGAAUUUCCCGCGGAGCUACAGAGCGAUCCAUCUGCAACCCGGAUCUGCUACCCGACCGUCCUGAAGCGCUACAUCCUCGGCAAGGGCAUGUACAAACCGUGGUGCUCCGACCCGCACGCGUACCCUAGCGAACCGCAGAACGUCGCCAGCUGGCCCUGCUUGAUCCCGCCGUUCUGCAAGCUCACCGAGCCGAAAAUCCACGAUGACGAGAAAUACCUGAAGCCGCUGAACGAACAGGGGAUGAUCGCCCCGUGCAUGGACAUUUGCCCUCCGAAUGAGAACGGACGAGGGCUUACCCGGGAGCCCAGCUGUCGAGCAAUCCCCAGCAAUCCCGAGAAGGACUACUUUGGUGUCCUUGAUGUUACGGCAAAACUCGACUGGUGUAGCGAGGAGAACUCGAGGCUGAAGGACCCGUGGGCCCUCACACCACCGUGCAACCCGAUUCCGAACUGUCGGGGCAACACGUCCCCUCGUGAGCCGGAGUGGCGCGACAACGUGCUCCGCUACGACAAGGAAGUCGACGGGAUUGCGUGCGUCGUCUACAAGCCGUGCUACGACCUCGACGACGAGGCCAAAAAACUGUAUCAUUGUUCCGACGUGAGCACGACGACCAGCACGAAGAAGAUCACCACCACCACCACGGCCAAGACGACGCCCACCACGACGAAGGAGCCGGACACGCUGAUGAGCGAUGAGCUCACUUUGGUGGCUGCGCUUGUCGGAGCCUUGGUGCUGAUCAUCAUCGUCGUCAUCAUCGUGCUGUGCUGCUGCCUGAAAAAGAAGAAGAGGGGGCAACAACUCCAAGAAGCCCGUCGUCGACGAUAUGGAAUAGCUCAUCUACCUACCCGGCGACCCCAUCAACUUGAUGACGUUCGGCGCAACAGCCAACCUUCAUCA